AUGGCGCCCCCUCGCCCCAGCCCUCGCGAUCCUUUUGAAAAUGAUCAUGACGAUUCUCAAUCUACCGACGGCAGGAAGAACGGACAUGCAUCUCGCUUCGACUGGGGUGACGAUGAUGAUCAUCGAGAGCGUUCUAAUGUUGACAUCAAUAACAAGAUGUCGCAUAAGCUCAACCACCUGGAUACGCUGACAGGAUCACACUACACGCCAAUUGACUCCUUUGUCAACGCCACUCACCGUCUCCACAUCACCAAGACAAACCGGAAGCACCCAAGCAACCACAAAUUGUGGAAGGAUGCCGUGUCGACUGACAAACUCGAUUACAACUGGGGCAUAUGGCUUGUGCUGCGGGCCAUCUACUUCGAUACUGUCGAUUCACAGGAUAAGCGACAGUCAUUCAGGAAUGGGGUUGCGGCGACCAAGAUUGCAGAGCGGUACCAGGGGACUGAUAUCUUCAAUGAUACUUCGCCCACUACUUGGGCACCUCGACCCGAGAAAUGGCCUGGUGUUACUGGCCAUGGUACUGCGACCCCUGAACCACAGCAACCUCAAGCACCAAUCCCCCAGUCGUCUCAUACCACCACUCCCCAGUCGUCCCGUAUCACCACUCCCCAGUCGUCCCACGUUGCCACUCCCCAGUCGUCAUCGCGUACCACGUUCCACGAUCGUCCUCUCAAUCGGUUCACUCCGGUCAACCGGCAAACUCGUAUUACCAACACCACUCAACAAACCCAGUCAGGUGGUUCACCUGCUGAGACUGACCCAUUCGCCCCUGAUCAAGCAGACCAGCCAGUUGGUACAUCUCCUACCCCCAACCUUUCUACCUCACGGCCUAUGGGGGAUGGUUCUACCAAUGUUGAGAAAGGGUAG
Messenger RNA from Fusarium graminearum PH-1, 870 nucleotides. RefSeq lists its product as uncharacterized. The transcript is spliced from 2 exons. Lineage: Eukaryota; Fungi; Ascomycota; Sordariomycetes; Hypocreales; Nectriaceae. The record is from RefSeq and is a predicted model, not a curated record. Bases 1 to 870 code for a protein of 289 amino acids.